AUGUCUCUUGCACCUUCCACACCUCUGCUUUCCACCCAAUAUGCACUACCUACCAUCACACGACCUUCUGUAAAUUUUCCUCCAAACAUUUGGGGGAAUAUUUUCCUUCAGUAUGAUUCAGAGUCACUGGAAGUUAGUGACUAUGUGAAACAGCAAGCACAAAUGCUGAAAGAAAAGGUGAAAACAAUGUUUCAGUCAUCAACUAAUCAAGAUAUCAUACAAAUGCUAAAUUUUAUUGACUUGAUCCAACGUUUGGGUGUAUCCUACCAUUUUCAACAAGAAAUUAACCAAGUGCUGGAACAAAUCUACAACACUUAUAUGAAAAAUAACAUCAGUGAAGAUGAUAAUCAUUAUUCUGUUGCUCUGCGCUUCCGCUUGCUGAGACAACAAGGAUAUCCAAUUUCAUCAAAUGUAUUUGACAAAUUCAAGGAUGACCGAGGAAACUUCAAUGAAACACUUGCCAACGAUGUUCAAGGGUUGUGCAGUUUGUAUGAAGCAACACAGCUAAGAACUCACGGAGAUGAUAUACUCGAAGAAGCAUGCAACUUCUCAAAUUCUCAACUUAAGUCCUUCGCCAACCAACUAAGUUCUUCUCAAGCUGCACAAAUCAAUCACUGUUUAAGGAAACCUCUUGAUAAGAUUGUACCUAGGUUUGAUGCGAGGUAUCACAUGACUCUUUAUGGACAAGAUCCUUCUCAUGACAAGACACUUCUGUCAUUUGCAAAAGUGGAUUUCAAUAUUCUUCAAAAAUUGCAUCAAAAGGAAAUUAUCACAAUCAACAAGUGGUGGAAAAACUCAAACUUUGAGAUAAAGGUCCCUUACGCUAGAGAUAGGUUGGUUGAGUCCUUCCUUUGGUCAUUGGCCAUAUCCUACAAACCUGAAUACAGCCAUGGAAGAAUGUUUGUGGGAAAGUUGAUAGGCGUUGUAUGUCUUCUAGACGAUACUUACGAUGCUUAUGGCACUGUUGAAGAACUUGAACUUUUCACUGAAGCAAUUAAAAGAUGGAAUAUUAGUCCCAUUGAAUCUCUUCCACAGUGCAUGAAGGAAGUAUUUCAUUCAGUUCUAGAAUUGUCUGAUGAAAUAGAGUUGGCGACAACGGCCAGUGGAAAAUCAAGCUUUGUGGUGCCACAUUUUAGAAAAGCUGUUUUUAACUUAGUAAAUGGCUACAUGGUUGAAGCAAAGUGGUGCCAUGAGGGCUACAUUCCAAAAUAUGAUGAAUACAAAGUUAACGGAAUUUUCACUUCUUGUUUCCCCCUUUUCAUCACAGCGUUUAUUGCCUUUGGAGAAUUUGCAACAGAAGAAAUAUUCGAUUGGAUUUCUAGUGAUCCAAAUAUCGUUAAAGCUGUGUCAAUUAUUGGCAGAGUGUUGGAUGACAUGGCUUCACAUAAGUUUGAACAGCAAAGAGUGCAUGUUGCCUCAUCAGUUGAAUGUUGCAUGAAGCAACACGGCAUUUCUGAAGCAGAGGCCUAUCACUUCAUUCACAAAGAUGUGAAAGACUGCUGGAAGGUUGUAAAUGAAGAGUUUCUUAAGUCACAAGAUAUCUCAAAGUCUGUGUUUGAAUUCGUAGUUAAUUUGGGACGUGUGUCUGAGCUUACAUAUGAAAAUCAUCAGGAUAAAUAUACACAUGCAGAAUUACUGAAAGAUUAUAUCUCUUUGUUGCUUCUGGAUCCAAUUUCCCUUGAUCAAGAUGAGUAA
Sphenostylis stenocarpa is the source of this 1695-nucleotide messenger RNA. The record is from the annotation of a GenBank genome assembly. NCBI's taxonomy places the organism in Eukaryota, Viridiplantae, Streptophyta, Magnoliopsida, Fabales, Fabaceae.